Messenger RNA from Opisthorchis viverrini, 195 nucleotides. RefSeq lists its product as hypothetical. NCBI's taxonomy places the organism in Eukaryota, Metazoa, Platyhelminthes, Trematoda, Opisthorchiida, Opisthorchiidae. The record is from RefSeq and is a predicted model, not a curated record. The transcript has 2 exons. Bases 1 to 195 code for a protein of 64 amino acids.
AUGAUCGAGACGUAUGUGCAGACAGACAAGGCUCUGAAACUCAAUUAUCACUUGCGGAAGCAGUCCACUGUGACUUACCGUCACGAGCUGGCACUGGGGAGUGUCCCGCGACACUCAGAGCCUCUCACACCAGGCUACUCACGAAAGGCAAUGUUCGGGCAGUUGAUACCUCCCGGUGAAAUGCAAAAGAUGUAA